This is a messenger RNA of Saprolegnia diclina VS20, 1403 nucleotides long. RefSeq lists its product as hypothetical. The transcript has a single exon. Bases 158 to 1363 code for a protein of 401 amino acids. NCBI's taxonomy places the organism in Eukaryota, Oomycota, Saprolegniomycetes, Saprolegniales, Saprolegniaceae. The record is from RefSeq and is a predicted model, not a curated record.
ACAACGGGGCUCAUGGCGUGCGUGUCGCGCUGCCAUCAUAUUACAAUUGGGCGUUGGCGAAGAGCUGAUACCGUCUGCAUCUCCAAAUAGACAUUGGAGAGAGUGGGACUCUGCGUCUGGGCGACCAAUUGCUGCCAUUCGCCCAUUCGUAGACGCGAUGGCUCCAGGUCGCUUCGCCGAAGUCCUCAACGAAUAUGUGCCCGUGGUCACGCCGUACAUCGCCACGGAGCUCCUCAAGCUAGGCCACGCCCGCGUCUAUGAUGCGCUCUUUGACCAGCGGGAGAUGCGCUCGAUCGGCACGUCGAAGAAGGUGGCACUCUUCGAAGCACGCGAUGAAGCUGACGGCAGCACCGCGAUGAUGGGCUGCGUCGAAGUCUCGGGUCACGUGCUGGACGCGCACCGCUUCCUUGGCAACCAACUCCAGAACGCAGGCCCAAUUGCGAACGAGCUCCAAGCCAUGAGCAGCCUCUUUGGCUCGCUCGUCCUCGAUGGGUACGUGCUGCACACAGUGCAUCACCCGGGCGAGAAAGGUCCGUACGAGCAGAUGAGCAUCAACUGGACCGCGCUGCAGCCGGCGCACUCGUCGCUCGUCGACCGCGACUACGUCUUCCUCCAGUACGCGGACGUGUACGCGAGGAACGGCCCUGAGCUGCACCGCGUGUCGACGGACGAGCUCUCGCUGCGGCAGGUGCACGACUCGCGCCUCGUCGCGUGCCAUAUCUGGGAGAGCGUCGAGCUGGACGGAACCGACCCGCUGCCGCACCUCGCUCUCUCGCGUGACCGACUCCGGCGCUGGUACUUCCUCGCGGACGCCGUCUCCCACGGCCGCGUGCGCGUCUCGUUCGUCAUGACGUAUCCCAGUGCCCAGUACCACCGCAACUACACGGAGAAGUUUAUGCUGCGCCUGAGCCGCCUCGAGGUGCUUCUCUCCAAGGAGUGCGACACCAGCCCGAUCUGCAACCUCUGCCUCAAGACCUUCUCGCUCUUCCGGCGCAAGAUCCAGUGCAAGACGUGCAAACUCAACUUUUGCGCCAAGUGCAUCCUCGUCUCGAAGGAGUCGACGGCGACGAUCUGCAACGCGUGCAACGAAGGCAACCCGAUGGGUCUCCUCCGGCGCAUCGCCGCGACCAACUCGUCCGACUCGGACUCGGUGCACUCGUCCAACACGUCUCUCGCGCUGCCAGCGACACCGCCGGCUCUCUCGAGUCUCUCGCGGUCGCACUCGACGCCAAACGUCAAGCGCCGCAGCAGCGCCGACCGGACGACGUCGAGCACGCUCUCGUCGUCACAGGACGAUUCGCUUCUGCUCGAUGAGCACGAGUCGAGUAGCCACAUGAUCCGCGUCGACUUCUCCCAGUGGUAACGCGAUCUUAUUUACAAACGAUUAAAGUGUUGUUGUAACA